UAUAUUCUUGUUAGCAAGUGGUUUACAUGAGCUCUAAGAUUGAACCUUCACUAAAAGAAAUUGCGGAAUUGUGUUAUAACAAAUUUCGUGAUUUGCCACAAACUGGGAAGCCCGUAAACAACCAAUGGACAGUUUUAGCUGGCAUAGUGCAGUAUGACAGAGUUGCACAAGCCGGCAAAGUUGUUGCUCUUGCUACAGGUACUAGGUGUAUCGGCCCAAGUAGACUUUGUAAUAGAGGCUAUAUACUCAAUGAUUGUCAUGCUGAGGUGUUAGCCCGUCGCGCCUUCUUACGUUAUUUGCAAAACGAGCUCUCGAAUGCAAUGUCUCAAACGCGAGAUGAGGACCAGUCCGUUUUUAUCUGGCAGUCAGCAACAGGUUGCUUUGCGCUCAACGAAAAGCUGAAGUAUCAUUUUUUAAGCACUCAAACGCCGUGUGGCGAUGCAUGCAUUAUUGCUGACGCUACACGCUUAAGUGGAGUUCCAGCAAAACGAUCGCGUUUAGACUUAGAGACUGCGCAGCCACUAAUAAAUAACCCUUCGGUAUACACGGGUGCUAAACUAUUAAAUCAACCGACUACUCCCCUCUCUGAUAACAUGUUGCAAACACCAGCAGAGCUGCGGACGAAACCGGGUAGAGGCGAACGCACUUUAUCUAUGUCAUGCAGCGACAAAUUGGCACGUUGGAAUGUGCUCGGAGUUCAAGGCGCGCUGCUCGACAUGCUGUUAGACAAACCUAUAUACUUUAGUAGCUACAACUUUUGCUGUACCGAGGCAAAUCCUGAGAGCCUGGAACGUGCCAUUUACCGUCGCUGGCAGGGCAGAGAGUGCAAUUUGAAACGAUAUCAACCGCAGCAGCCCUGCAUACGUGUAGAUAAGAAUUUAACCUUUGAACUGGCGCAGCGCAUGGAUUGGCAGCCAGCGCCUAGCAGUUUGAUAUGGGCGCUGGUGCCAGAUUUGAUAAGACCAUUUGAGAUUGCAGUAAAUGGAAAGCGUCAGGGUGUCACCAAACAGAGGCUAAACACAACGCAAGCCGCGUUAGAAGUAAGUAAAUAUAAAUUAUUCAUAAACUUUAUGGAAUUGCUAUCAGGCUGCUCAGAAGUGCGUGAAAAGCUGGGCCUGAGGGUGGAAGAAAUUAAAAACUUGAGUUACUCCGAGGUAAAAGCCUUGUCAAAAGAUUAUCAAUUAGCUUGGCAACAAUUGAAAAGGGAAUAUUUUAUGUCAUGGACUACUAAGCCCAAAGAGCUGCUCGAAUUUAGAAGACAACCGGUAAAUGAUCGAACUCAGCAAAAAGAUGGAAGGAUUUGAGUGAGGCUAAUUUCCA
This is a messenger RNA of Drosophila navojoa, 1320 nucleotides long. It is a transcript of the gene Adat1, whose product is annotated as Adenosine deaminase, tRNA-specific 1. Gene Ontology annotation, biological process: tRNA processing. Lineage: Eukaryota; Metazoa; Arthropoda; Insecta; Diptera; Drosophilidae. Gene Ontology annotation, molecular function: RNA binding; tRNA-specific adenosine deaminase activity; adenosine deaminase activity. The record is from RefSeq and is a predicted model, not a curated record.